GGGCCAGGGCGACAUUGCGGUGGGCGGGGCCAGCCUCGAGCUUGAGAGAGAGAGAGAAAGGUGUACAACGUUAAUUGCAAAUGCAAUGGAUAACAGUGAUAGUGAAAAGGUGGUAGAUAUUAUUCGACUUAAUGUUAGAGGCUGCAUGUAUACUGCCCGGCGUGAAUCUUUAUGUCGUUUUAAGGAAUCAAUGCUAGCAUCGAUGUUCAGCGGACGGUUUCCUCUAAAAAUGGAUAAUACAGGAGCUUGCUUUAUUGAUCGAGAUGGCAACCUCUUUAAAUACCUCUUAGACUAUUUACACGGAGAGGUUCGGCUUCCAGAAGAUAAGCAAACACGAAUUGCAUUGCAGGAGGAGGCUGAUUACUUUGGCAUUCCUUAUCCUUAUAGCCUUGAUGACCACUUAGCCAAUGAAAUGGAGACAUAUUCUUCAAAAUUAAAUCUGGAACUAAAAAAGGUUCUCCUUGAUUUUUGUAACUCUUAUGGCUUAAUAUGCACUAAGCCUACCAUUUGGAUUCUGCACUACCUCAACACUUCUGGUCCAAGUUGUGAGAGUAAGAUCAUUGGUGUCUAUGCCGCAAAAGUAGAUGGAACUGCUGCAAUAGAGAAAGAACUAGGAGGAAGAAUUCAUAGUAAAAACAUUUACAAACGAGAGUCUGGAAAUAAUGUCCAAUAUAUCUGGAGCUACUAUUCUGUUACUGAAUUGAAAAUGAUGAUGGAUGUAUUUGAGGCUUGGGAAGGAAAAGGUGUCAGUUAUUGGCGAGUUCCGCGGGAACAGAUAGAGUGUUGGACUCUUGAGGAGCGCCCUUUGGAAGGAAAUCUACAAAACAUGUCUCCUGUUCGUAAGCGGCAAAUAAUAGAUUUUCCCAAAGAAGAAGAAAGUCAGCGGAGCAUUAAAAUAAAUCGAAAGCCAAUUCAAUUUUCUGGUCCCUCAACAAGUACCCAUAUCAAAGUUAAAAACUCUGCUUCUUUAAAGAUAGCAGUAUCUCCCCCUCUUUCAUGUUCCCAGAUCACUCAUAAAAGACCCAGCAGAGACAGUUCGUUACCAUGCAGUGAAUUAUCAAGCACUAAAUCAACACGGUUGACUAAAAGCUCAUGUACGUCGGGCAGAAACGCUGAAAAUGGAGUGGUCCGUCAAAAAACCCUGGAUACGUCAUUGUCCAAGAAGCCUGCUGAGAGUCGUGUUGUAAAACUCAGGCGGACUCCAUUGCGUAAUGAACUGUUAACUCAGGAGCACUCGUCACUUGUAAGCAAAAUGGUUGAGCAGCAACUUCCACCAGUUUCAUCAGUUCCAUCACUGCAGAAUUUAGACCAGGAUUUGGACACAUCCUCCUGAAAACAUAAUGUUAAAAUUGUUUACAGAAUAGCAACUGAAACAUAAUUAUUAUCUGGUGCUGAUACUAUUGGUCUAGACCGAAAGGCUCCUUGCAGGACAAAUAAAAGUGUCCUGUUAUAACGAGAAGCCUUUAAUAUUUUUAAAUGACUAAUAUGCAGUACUUAUCUUUUUUAUAACAAGAGGUACAUGGAUGUUUAUAAAGUGUUUUGUAUUACGCCCUUAUUGUGCUGUAUAGAUCCAAAAUGGAGUGUUAAAUCAUUUCAGGAUAUGUUGUGAUUUUAAACAGACAUUCAAUCUAAAUAUUGCAGUUUGUGUCCAUUUGAUAUAACUCUGAAAUUUUUCAUUUUUUGUGUAUUUUAUGCUGAUUCUGGGCAGCAGUGUGGAAGUCCCAAAGCCUCAUCUAUCUGAACAAUGGAAUUGCUGUUCAACAGUUCUUCUGUCUUCUCGGGUUUUGCCUAACAUUGCCCACACAUUUUCGGAGUUUGGUUGUAAUUAAAAGGCUUUGGAAGGUUUUUUUUUUGAAAAGUUGAAAUGUAUACAGAUAAACAUAUAUGAUCUAAACUUCAGUGUUACUCCAUCUCCUGCAGAGGAAUACUAAUCCAGAUUAUCUCCAGGAACAUCUGAUUUACCUUAAUGCUUCAGACAGCUAUGAAUUAUUCUGAUAUGUAACUGAAAUCUACAUUGUAACACUAUAUUAUUAUUCCUCUUACUCCUUUAUAUAUAUAAUCAGCAGUUCCUGUUUGUGGCUGCUUUGAAAUUCCUUUCCUUUAGCCUUUGCUUCCAGUGCUCUUCUUUCUGAUUUUGCUCAUAUUACAUUUUGUCCUCUUCUCCAAAUUUGCAAAAUGUUAUGUCUAUCCAAAAAUGUGACCAGAAUCUUAAUGAUUGAAAUGCAGUACAGGUUGACCAUCUCUUAUCCAGAAUUCCAAAAUCCAAAAUACUCCUAAAUUGCCCACCUGGGUGGCUGAGAUAGUGACAUCAGUCCUUUCUGAUGAUUCAGUGUACACAAUCGAUCUUUCAUUCAGAUAAUUAUUUUAAAAUAUGGUAUAAAAUUAGAUAUGUAUACAAGGUAUGUUUGAAAUGUAAAAUAAAUUUUAUGUUUAGACAUGGGUCUCCUCCAUUAUAGACAUAUUUGCAAAGACAGGUAUUCUAAAAUCUGAAAUAACAAAACACAUCUGGUUCUAAGCAUUUUGGAUAAGGAGUAUGCAACCUGUAGUGUUCUCUUUUGUGCUACAGACUUACUCUCAGAUUAGUGUUUUACACACACUGGUUUAAAUUUGUAGAUUAUUGGUGAAAUUUAUAAAAGUUGAUUUGAAUUCAUUCUUUUCUCAGUUGUGUUAGAAAUACUCCUGCAAUUGAAUGAGCUUCAUUUUCCAGUUUGUAAAAACCUGGAUAGACUUGGGCUUGUUGGUAAGGAAAGAUAAGUGACUUGAUGUCCUUUCUAUCCUAAUGAAUUUUUACCCAAUUUCCCCAAACAUCCUACAUUGUAACUAAAAUUACAAGUUAUGAUACCGUGAGCAUUCAGGAUCUGCUAUGUGAUAAGAAGUAUUAUUCUUGGAACAAAAAUAAAUGUACUAUGGUUUUUAUUUGAAACUAGCCAUCUCCUGCCAUGCAUUGCUGUGGCCCAGUCUGGUGAUCAGGAAAAUAAAGUAAUGAGAAAGUG
Molecule: messenger RNA, 2993 nt
Organism: Anolis sagrei ordinatus
Lineage: Eukaryota; Metazoa; Chordata; Lepidosauria; Squamata; Anolidae
Gene: KCTD18
Product: potassium channel tetramerization domain containing 18
Biological process (GO): protein homooligomerization
Source: RefSeq, a predicted model, not a curated record